Molecule: messenger RNA, 541 nt
Organism: Aspergillus wentii DTO 134E9
Lineage: Eukaryota; Fungi; Ascomycota; Eurotiomycetes; Eurotiales; Aspergillaceae
Exons: 1
Coding region: 69-227 (52 amino acids)
Molecular function (GO): protein binding
Source: RefSeq, a predicted model, not a curated record
UAUCCAGCCUCCGCCCCCAAUGGCAAGCAAACCCGCAAUCCCCCAUCCAACGGUUCUGCGUAGGCAACAUGAACCGCUUCGUCGACAUCUACAGCAGCGCCGGCGACCAACUCGCCCAACUCGGAGGCGACGGCAUCACCGCCGUCCCCGCCGUGUCUGUUUUCCACCGAAGCAAGAACUGGGUUGCGGGUGGGACGGCCAGUGGGAAGAUUUGUUUGUGGAUGUGAUUGUGAUUUGUUUUUGAAAGAAAAGAUAAAUUGUUCGUGUUUAUUAUUCCCCCUCUGUCGGUAUGUGUGUCUGUCUCUGUAUUUGUUUUUAUCAUAAGGGGUCUUGUGGCCGUAGUGUGUAAUUGUAGGUUGUCAAACCGAUACCUUAUUUUAUUGGAUUUCUUUCCCUUUUAUGUUUCAAUCUGGGCAUGUCAGCUGUCAGCUGUCAGCCAUGCACAUGCAUGGAUCAAAUCGGGGCUUUGAUGACAUCCACGGAUGGAAUUGAUCGGAUCCUUUUCUCCGGAGAUGCACGUCAGAUUUUUGGUAUUGGCUAG